Molecule: messenger RNA, 762 nt
Organism: Fonsecaea monophora
Lineage: Eukaryota; Fungi; Ascomycota; Eurotiomycetes; Chaetothyriales; Herpotrichiellaceae
Exons: 2
Coding region: 1-762 (253 amino acids)
Cellular component (GO): mitochondrion
Molecular function (GO): oxidoreductase activity
Source: RefSeq, a predicted model, not a curated record
AUGGUUUACUGCCAAUACGUGGACCUGUACAUCCCCAACAUCGAUGUCGUGGGCGGCUUCACCAUCACUUCGCCGCCUCAAGCAUCUUCCCUAUCUCAAGAUGACCCACACAUAGAACUGGCGAUCCAGUGCUCUCCGUCAAACCCACCGGCAGCAUACCUCUGGCGACCCGCCCAGGAGAUCCUCGGCUCAACCGUGACGUUCCGCGUGGGCGGGAAUUUCGUGUAUCCGCCCCCGACGCUGGACCAAGAAGAAUGCCGGGCAUUGGACAGGGUGGUGUUCGUCGCGGGAGGCGUCGGGAUAAAUCCCAUCAUGAGCAUGAUCUCCGCGAUGCAUGUCUUGGGGGCGGACAAGCUGGGCGGCAUGACCAGGACCGUCAGAGUGCUUUACGCCGCGAGGCGAGAGAGGAAUGGCGAGACCGGCCUGGGAGAAGAGAUUCUGUUCGAGAAGAGACUGAAAGACAUAGCGGCGGAGUGGGAAAGCCACGCGCACGUCGACUUCAAAUACACACUCUUCGAGACCGGCGGGCACGGCGAUGCUGACGGAGUGACGCAAGACGACGUCGUACAAGGCAAUACGGCAACGCGCUAUAGGCGGUUCAGCCAUGACGAUCUCUUCGACGCCCUCGGGCCUGAAGGCAGCAGAGCCCACACGGCUGUGUAUGUGUGUGGCUUGCCCACCAUGACCGACGAAUUUGUGGCUUUGCUGCAGAAAGCGCCAGGGAUGGAGGACAGGAGAGUGCUUUGCGAGAAAUGGUGGUGA